Dermatophagoides pteronyssinus (European house dust mite) is the source of this 2451-nucleotide messenger RNA. It is a transcript of the gene Letm1, whose product is annotated as Leucine zipper and EF-hand containing transmembrane protein 1. Gene Ontology annotation, cellular component: mitochondrial inner membrane. Gene Ontology annotation, molecular function: ribosome binding; calcium ion binding. Lineage: Eukaryota; Metazoa; Arthropoda; Arachnida; Sarcoptiformes; Pyroglyphidae. Gene Ontology annotation, biological process: intracellular monoatomic cation homeostasis. The record is from RefSeq and is a predicted model, not a curated record.
CCGGCAAAACAAUUUUUUUAUCAUUUAAAGAUUGCAUCAUAUUAACCAUCAUCAUCAUCAUCAUCAUCACGUGUAAAUCAUCACUGGCUUAUAUAGACCAAUGUCAUUGUUAUUAUCGUCGUUAUUUUGUUUUUUGUUGUUUUUGAAGAUUUAUUCCCCUGUUGUUGUUAUUUUGGAAUUUUUCUAAAUUUUUAUUUUUCAAAUCAAAAUCAUAGCAUAAUGCUCAUACAUAAUCUAUAUGGAUUACCAUUCAGAAUGAAUUAUUCAACGAUGGUUCACCGUUCAUCAUCGAUGCGAAUGAUGAAAAUAUUUCAUUCAAAUCAAAUAUCCCAUUAUAAUCAUACAACAUAUAGAUUUUAUCGUCAACAAUUUCUAAAUCCACAUCAUACGGUACCAUAUGAUAAUGAUGAUGAUAGUCGUCGUCGUCGAGAAAAAUCACAAAUCAAAUUAAAUCAAUUAAUGAUAAUCAAUAAUCGCCAUUUGCAUACAUGUCGUCCAUUACAAGAUUCAUUGAAAGAUUCAUCAAAAGUUGAACAAACAGUAAAAGCAUUACGUGAAACAAAAACAAAAACAAUACAACCAUUAGAACCAAAACGUAGCCUAGGUAAACGUAUUUGGGAUGAAAUUGUUCAUUAUUAUCAUGGUUUUCGUUUAUUAAUUGUUGAUAUUGGUAUUGCAUCAAGAUUAAUAUGGAAAAUAUUGAAUGGUAAUAGCUUGUCCAGGCGUGAAUAUCGUCAAUUAGUUCGUACAUCAUCGGAUGUAUUUCGUUUAGUACCAUUUUCUGUAUUUAUAAUUGUACCAUUUAUGGAAAUAUUAUUACCAGUUUUUUUAAAAUUUUUUCCAAAUAUGCUUCCAUCAACAUUUCAAACAGCUUCAUCACGGGAAGCAAAAAUCAAACAAGAACUUAAACUUAAAUUAGAUAUGGCUAGAUUUUUGCAAACAACAUUAGAUGAAAUGACAUUACAGGCACGUGGUGAAUCACAUUCAAAUCGUGCAAAAGAAUUUAAACAAUUUUUUGAUAAUAUAAGAAAAUCCGGUGAACAAGCAUCAAAUGAAGAUAUAUUAAAAUUUUCCAAACUAUUUGAAGAUGAAAUAACAUUGGAUUCAUUAUCAAGGCCACAAUUGGUUGCAUUAUGUCGUUUAUUAGAACUGCAACCAAUUGGUACGGAAAAUUUUUUACGUUUUCAACUACGUAUGCGUUUACGUACAUUAAAAGCUGAUGAUCAAAUGAUUGCACGUGAAGGAAUUGAUAGUUUAACGGUAUCGGAAUUACAACAAGCAUGUCGUUCAAGAGGUAUGCGUGCACUUGGUAUUUCUGAAGAUAGAUUACGUUUUCAAUUAAGUCAAUGGUUGGAAUUAAGUUUGAAUGCAAAAAUACCUAAUUCAUUAUUAUUAUUAUCACGUGUAUUAUAUUUACCGGAAAAUAUUCCUGCUACGGAUCAAUUAAUAGCAACUAUACAAGCAUUACCAGAAGGUGUUGGUACUGAAACUCGUUAUAAAAUUGGUGAAACGGAAGGUAAAAUUGAUAAUCGUACUAAAAUUGAACUAUUGAAACAAGAAGAGGAAGCAAUUAAACGUGAAAAUGAAGAAGAAAGACAAAAGAAACAAGCUACUAUUGAAUUACAACCAAUUGAAAAAGAUGUAAUCAAAGAACAAGUUAUUGAUAAAAUAUUUGAAUCAUCCAGUCCAACUGGUGCUGGUGCUGGUACUGGUACUGGUCCCAGUACUGCUGAAACAAUAAAAGUUGAACCAGUUUUAUCCCGUGAAGAUAUUGAUUCAAUUGAAACGGCAUUAGAAAAUCUGGCAAAAGAGAAAAAAGUUUUAAUGUUAGAAAAAGAAGAAUUGGAUGAAAUUAAAGAAGAAUUAGAUGAUUAUAAAGAAGAUCUAAUAGAAUUUAAAGAUAUUGCCCAGCAAACAGGUGAUACUAGUCGUUUGAAAGAAAGUAAAGCAGCAAGACGUUUACGUAAACGUAUGGAUAAAAUGGUUGGUAAAAUGGAAAAAGUUUUCGAUAGUUUGGCGAUGGAAAAACAAAAACUGGAAACAACCAUUGAUCAACUGGAAAAAGAAGGAAAAGAUAUUGAUCAAGAUUUGAAAAAAGAUGUUGUUAGCAUUAAUGAAUUAUUACAAACAAUACGACCAUUUACGGAUGUAUCGGAUGAUACAAAAUCCAAACGUAUAUUAGAAGUAUUGGAUAAUUUGGAUAUUGAUCAUGAUGGUUUGAUUGAAUUGGAACAUGUUUUUAAGGUCAUUGAAUUGAUUGGUCGUGAAAAUGUACAAUUAACACCAAAGCAAAUAAAAGAGGUGAUUAAAUUAUUGAUACAAGAAGAACAGCUGAAUAUUGAAGAGAAGAAAAAGAAACAAUUGAAAAAUGAUAUGAUUGAAUUACCACCACCACCACCACCAUCAUCAUCAUCAACAUCAACGCAAUCGAUAAAAAAUGAUUUUUUCUGA